AUGGGCAAUGCAUCAUCAUUUUCUCUACCACGAUUAACGACACAUAUUCAUACCAGUAGUGGUGCUGUGUUUCGUCUAUCCUAUUGGGAUUUAGUUGAUCACAUUCUAUUACUUCGUCAGGUGAGCAAUCAUCCAGAAAUGACAGAGAAAGGAGAAAAAUUAGAUUUUUACGUCCAAGACUACUGUUAUCGAAUGUCUAAAAAUCAAAUUAUGAGUAAACGUCAACAAUCAGAACUUUCAUGGCAAACCGACUGGAUUUGGCAAGUACAUCGUCUUCAUCCUAUUGCAUAUUAUAACGAUUGUAUCAAACAAAUUCCUGCAAAAAAGGAUACAAUAAUAGUUCCAACAUUUGAUAUCGAUUUAAUAUGGCAUACACAUAUGAUAUAUCCAAUGAAUUAUCUGGAAUUCUCUACAGCUUUAUGUGGAUAUUUGCUUGAUCAUGAUGAUUCAAUCGCUUCGACAAUAUUAACUGAUGCUUAUCGAGAUACAGCUGAACGAUGGAAAGUUGCCUAUGGAUCAGAAUACGGUCAGAAUAUUGAUCGUAACAGUUCACUCAAAUAUUUUGAUCCCAGACGCUGUGCCAUGAUUCACAAGCCUGACGAGAGAAAACGAUCCAAAUAUGAAAGUUCUGGUGGACGUGAAGGAUAUAGGAAAAAUAGAGAUGGAUAUAGUAAUUCAGAUGAUGGUGGAAGUUCAUGUGGAGGUGAUUGUGGAGGGGACUAA
This is a messenger RNA of Rotaria socialis, 723 nucleotides long. NCBI's taxonomy places the organism in Eukaryota, Metazoa, Rotifera, Eurotatoria, Philodinida, Philodinidae. The record is from the annotation of a GenBank genome assembly.